Messenger RNA from Plutella xylostella (diamondback moth), 3384 nucleotides. The record is from RefSeq and is a predicted model, not a curated record. Lineage: Eukaryota; Metazoa; Arthropoda; Insecta; Lepidoptera; Plutellidae.
UCUGCGUCGAGCCGUCCUCGCCGCCGGUAGUCGCGGCCGCGCGUGUGAUGCCCGCGCGACGCCCGCCAUGGCCACGCUCGGCCUCUCCAAGGUGUUCAUCCUCGACAAGUACUUCACCGAGCUGCAGAAGUUCUGGGAGACGGAGAAGAAGCUGCAAGAUGCGUCAUCAUCGAACGAGGCGGUGCACCUGCAGCGGCGGCUGCUCAGCCUGGGCUCGGAGUUGGUGACGCUGCGCAACCACCUGCACGUGGGCGGCGCGCAGCUGGGCGUGGGCGGCGCCCUGCCCGGGGGCGCGCUGCCGGCCGCGCUGCCGGGGCGCAAGCCGCAGCCCGCCGUGCCGCCGCGCACCGCGCCCGCUGCGCCCGCGCAGCCGCCGCAGCAGCCGCCUCCGCCCGGGGGCGCCAACUCGGGGGGCGAUGUGGACGACCUCAUCCACCUGCGCGGGCCCCUGACCGAGGACGCGGUCGUUAGGGCGCUGCAGGCACGCUUCUAUCAUAAUAAGUUUUAUACAUGGAUCGGCCCAAUCCUGGUCUCUCUCAACGGCUACACGGACACCAGCAACCCGCUGACGCUGAGCGCGGCGCGCGCGGCGUGCCGGCCCGAGCUGGCCCGCCUCGUGCACGACGCGGUCCGCCACCAGGCUGACACCGGCUACCCGCAGGCCAUCAUACUGUCCGGCGUGUCCGGGUCAGGCAAGACGUACGCGUCGAUGGUGCUGCUGCGGCGGCUGUUCGACGUGGCGGGCGGCGGCCCCGAGACAGACGCCUUCAAGCACCUCGCGGCCGCCUUCACCGUGCUGCGCUCGCUGGGCGCCGCCGCCACCGCUAGUAAUGAGAACUCCAGCAGGAUCGGCCACUUCAUCGAGGUGCAGGUGACGGAUGGCGCGCUGUACCGCACCAAGAUCCACUGCUACUUCCUGGACCAGUCGCGCGUGGUGCGGCCGCUGCCCGGCGAGCGCAACUACCACAUCUUCUACCAGAUGCUGGCGGGGCUGAGCGCGGAGGAGCGCGCGGCGCUGCACCUGGAGGGGCGCGGGGCGGGGGAACUGCGCUACCUGGCCGCGCCGCCGCGCCGCGCCGACCCCGACGACGCCGCGCGCUUCCACGCCUGGAAGACCUGCCUCGCCAUCCUCGGCAUCCCCUUCCUGGACGUGGUGCGCGUGCUGGCCGCCGUGCUGCUGCUGGGCAACGUGCAGUGGGCGGAGGGCGCGGGCGGCGCGGCCGAGCCGGCGGGCGACGCCGAGCUGGCGGCCGCGGCGCAGCUGCUGGGCGUGGCGCCCGGCGCGCUGCUGCGGGGGCUCACCGCGCGCCGCCCGCCCCGCGCCGCCCGCGCCCACGUGCGCGCGCCCGCCACGCCCGCUGCCGCCGCCGCCGCGCGCGACGCGCUCGCCAAGGCGCUGUACUGCCGCACCGUGGCCACCAUCGUGCGCCGCGCCAACUCGCUCAAGCGGCUCGGCUCCACGCUCGGCACGCUCAGCUCCGACAGCAACGAGUCCGUGCACAACCAGUCGCGGCGCGCGUCGUCGGCCGGCGGCUCCGGGGGCUCGCGCGGGGGCGGCGCCGCCGGCAAGUCCAUGGCGGCGCUCAACGACGCAGUGCGCCACGCCACCGACGGCUUCGUGGGCAUCCUCGACAUGUUCGGCUUCGAGGACGCGGCCCCGAGCCGCCUCGAGCACCUGUGCGCCAACCUGUGCGCCGAGACCAUGCAGCACUUCUACAACACGCACGUGUUCAAGUCGUCGGCGGAGUCGUGCCGCGAGGAGGGCGUGUCGUGCGCGCCCGAGCUGGACUACGUGGACAACGUGCCGUGCAUCGACCUGGUGUCGUCGCUGCGCGGCGGGCUGCUGGCCGCGCUGGACGCGGAGUGCGCGGCGGGCGCGGCGGGGGCGGCGGGGGGCGCGGGGGCGGCGGGGGGCGAGGCGGAGCGCUACGUGGGCCGCGUGCGCGCCACGCACCGCGCGCACCCGCGCCUGCUGGAGCCGCGGCCCGCGCACCCGCGCCGCUUCGCCGUGCGCCACUACGCGGGCGACGUCACGUACGACGCCAGCGACUUCCUGGAGGCGAACCGCGACACCGUGCCGGACGAGCUGGUGGCGGCAUUUGCUCGACGCGGCGGGUCCGGGGGCGCGGGCGCGGGGGGAGGGUGCGAGUUCGGGUUCGCGACGCACCUGUUCGGCGCGGAGCUGAAGGCCCUCGAGGCGGGGGGCGGAGCGCGGGGGGCGCACUUCCGCGCGUCGCCCACGAGCCACGCCGCGCCGCUGGACGCCGCCGCGCCCGCCUCCACGCUCACGCAGGACUUCCACACGCGCCUCGACAACCUGCUGCGCACGCUCGUGCACGCGCGCCCACACUUCGUGCGCUGUCUGCGCGCCAACGCCACCGAGGCGCCCAUGGUCUUCGAGAGACAAACCGUUGCCAAACAGGUCCGCGCCCUCCAAAUCCUCGAGACCGCGACGCUAAUGGCGAGCGGCUACCCGCACCGCAUGCGUUUCCGCGCGUUCAUUGGUCGCUACAGAGCCGUGGCCCGUGCAGCGGCGGCGGGCGACGGCGGCGAGGCGGCCGCGGCCGUGCUGCAGGCGGCAGAGGCACAGGCCCCCGCCCCGGCCUCGCCCGCCGCGGUCCGCUGGGCGAUUGGGAAGCGACAUGUGUUCCUUAGUGAAGGGAUGAGACAGGUGCUAGAGCGCAUGCGUCGCGUCCGGCGGCAGGCGGCGGCGGAGUGCAUCCAGGCGGCGUGGCGGAGACACCGGCAGCGCCAGCGCGCGCCGCCCCAAGCGCCGCCGCCCGCGCCCCGGCCCAGACCCGCGCCUAUUGCCGGCACGCCGCCGCCCGACCCGGCCGACAAGUGCGACCCGGCACUCGUGCGACACACCUGCUCGCUCUUCGGACUCGAUCUGGAGCGCCCUCCACCCCUCCCUCCCUCCCGCGCCUACACAGUAGCCGGCGGGGUGAAGCUGGGCUACCCGCAGACGCGCGUGGUGGCCAUCGACUGGAGCCUGGAGGACGCCGCGCCCGUGCGCCUGCGCGCCGGCGAGACGGUCACCGUGGUGGGCGCCGCUAGGAGAGGGCAUCUGGCUGUACAGGUCUGCGGUCGCACGAUAGCGGUGCCUCACGGGGUGCUGACUCCGGCCAGGGCGCCGCCCGCGCGCCUGCAGCCGCCGCCGCCCGCCCCACCGCCGCCCGCGCCCGCCCUUGCGUAAUCAAAUAACGUAUUUCAUCUAUUAUACCCAGGUUUUAACUAGGCAGAUAUCACUUGAUACAGAAUUUUUUAGAGCACCGUAUAUAUGAAAAAAAUUCGAUUACUUACAGUAAAAUAUAGCCAUUUGGUGAGUUAAGUAAUGAAUAACUUUAAAUCGGUGGACCAGUCUCACCUCAGCUUUGCCUGAAA